GGAAUAAUCCCGGAGUCAAACCUCAAGUCACCCCGAUCACCGCCAAUCCUGCUUCGUAGAAUAGGCACAACCAACGACAGGUGUUCAGCAGCUGACCGAGUGGACAGGGUCUUCGGCCGCAAAUUUCGUAUUGUAUGUGUAAAUACUUCGCCAAAAUGACGAAUCUGCUGACCGAAUCGGCCACCAACAUCUGGGGCACAGAGAUUAGAAAAUGUACGCCGGAGCACCGCUUGUCUCGUCACAUGACCCACAUCCUGCGCCUGUGGACGACGGACAUCUGCGAAAUGGAGGACCGCGAAUCCAAGGAACCCGAGCAGCUCAGAAAGCUGUUCAUCGGAGGUCUGAGCUUUGAAACCACGGAGGAGAGCUUAAGGGCCCAUUUUGAACAAUGGGGAAGCCUCACGGACUGUGUGGUGAUGAGGGACCCCAGCAGCAAACGAUCAAGAGGGUUUGGCUUCGUAACUUACUCCUCUGUGAUUGAAGUCGAUGAUGCCAUGAAGGCGAGGCCUCAUAAAGUGGAUGGCCGAGUUGUUGAACCCAAGAGGGCCGUGUCCAGAGAGGACUCCAACAAACCAGGUGCCCAUCUGACGGUGAAGAAGAUCUUUGUCGGUGGUAUCAAGGAGGACACCGAGGAGUACCACAUCCGAGAGCACUUUGAGAAGUAUGGAAAGAUUGAAUGCAUCGACAUCAUGGAGGAGCGGUCCACUGGCAAGAAGAGGGGAUUCUGCUUUGUGUCCUUCGAAGACCAUGACACUGUCGACAAAAUUGUCGCGCAGAAGUUUCACUCAAUCAACUCCCACAAUUGUGAGGUCAGGAAAGCUCUGUCCAAACAGGAAAUGUGUGCCAUGUCAAAUAACAGAGGGAGGAGUGGAGGAUCUGGGAACUUCAUGGACAGGGGUAGUAAUUUUGGAGGUGGUGGCGGCAACUUUGGUGGUGGCCGAGGUGGCUACGGCGGAGGCAGAGGUGGUUAUGGUGAUGAUUUUGACAAUGGUCCAGGAGGAAGUUAUGGUGGAGGUCCGGGUUAUGGAGGAGGCCGAGGAGGGGGUUAUGGAGGUGGCGGCCCCGGGUAUGGCAACCAGGGGGGUGGAUUUGGUGGCAGUUGCGAUGGUGGAUACGGAGGCAAUGGAGGAGGUUACGGAGGGGGCGGAAAUUAUAAUGACUUCGGAAAUUAUGGUGGACAGCAGUCGAGCUAUGGGCCCAUGAAGGGAAACAACUUUGGUGGCAGAAACUCGGGCGGACCCUAUAGUGGUGGCUACGGCUCUGGCGGCGGAGGUGGCUACGGCUCGCGGCGGUAUUAAUUAUUUCAUGUUUUGAUGUGGAAAAGAGGCAUUCUCUUCUUGCUGAAAAUCUGUAAAGACCUGAUAACAAGGAAGGUUCUGGAUGGGUAAGACUUUUUCAAAAUAUUAUCCAAGGCUGCUCAUUGUAAUCUUAAAAGUGCAUAUGUUUCGGGUCCUUAGAGGUAAAAAUAGCAGGAUGACAUCCAGUAUUGUUCCACUGACCAGAAUCGGCCUGUGACUCACCAUACUGCUCGAUGUACCUCUAUUAAGGCAAAAUACCUUCUAGUGUUUUAUUAUCAUUACACGCUCAAGUCGAUUCUGAUUAAGUUGUUAAGUAUUACAAAAUUAUGAAAUGCUGAUAUCCUCGAGCGCGCGAUAUCUUCAAAUUUGUUAGUGUUGGUUCAACAAUCCAAAUCGCGUCCAGUUUAUAAUAAUGUAAGAUCAUGAAAAAAGCAGCAGAUUUUCAUAUUUGACAACCAGAAACAGACAAAUAGGUUUUUAAUAUAAGGGUCGUGAAUUCUGAAUGGUUGCCAGUCCUUUUCUUCUGAUCAAAUAAGAACAAAAAAAUAAGAUUGCAGUUUUAUUACAGAUUAAUGGCGAGUUAUGAGUUCAGCCGUAUCAUAUCAAGUCAUAAGGUCCUUGUUCCUUCUCAUCACUGUGAGAAUAGGAGCAAUAAUAUAAAGGCAUAAUGAAGAAGCUCUUAUUACUCACAAGGCAUCUUGAUCGUUGAUGAGAAAGCUUAUGGUACAACUCUCGCUAGUGAUUUAGUCAUAAAAGGACUUGUAAUCGGCACUUUGACGAGCCGGUUUUUAAAGCAACAGAGAGAAGACCCGCUGAGCUUUGAAAGGUGUCAGAUCCUCCGGCAGAUCAGAUCACAGGGGUAUCCUCCCAAAAAGAUUCAAUAAUUUAAAAAAGAUGAAUGUAGGCGUAUGUAGGCAUGCGUCCUGGAAGUGAAAUCUUGGAUGAUUAUAUUUUUUUUUACUGUGGCACAUGUCAUCUACCUCCUGAGAGUUCAAAAUACAUUCAGAUGUCAAGGGAAAACUUUUAUAAAAGCGGAACUCCAGAUCUGCUUGUCCUGUGCCAAUAGCUUUGAGUAAUGUGUAUAAAUUGAGCAUUUGAGGAUGGAGCAAUAAUCUCACUUAAUAUCUUUAUAUUAUGUAAAUAUGGAUACAUUUUAACCAUAAAUAUUUAUGUGCAUCAAACUGAGAAAGUGUCAGACACGUUUUACUUCUCAGUGGUAGAAAUAAAACAACAUAAUUACCUUUAAACUUCUCUUUUGAGCAUUUUCUAUUUUUAAGGAUUCCUAGAGUCAGGUUUAUUCAGUCUUGAAAAACACUGCCUGCUUAUGUUUUCCAUCCAAGAUAUUUCUACUGAGGAAUGUAGAAUGACAGCUUAAUUACACAGAAUUUGUGUUUGGUGACAGCUCACCAGUGUCAGUUUUCUGUGUUGGUGCAAGUUUCAGCUUUGUAAAUGUACAAUGUGAUUUGUCUUCUUAAAUAAAACCCUUUUCCUUGA
This is a messenger RNA of Scophthalmus maximus (turbot), 2792 nucleotides long. It is a transcript of the gene hnrnpa3, whose product is annotated as heterogeneous nuclear ribonucleoprotein A3. Lineage: Eukaryota; Metazoa; Chordata; Actinopteri; Pleuronectiformes; Scophthalmidae. The coding region runs from base 135 to 1298 and encodes 387 amino acids. The transcript is spliced from 12 exons. The record is from RefSeq and is a predicted model, not a curated record. Gene Ontology annotation, molecular function: RNA binding.